AUGCCUCCUAGAAGACAAACUCGUGCAACUAACCCUGAUGACAACAACAAUAAUAGCAACCCAGAACCUACAAUGACCCAGAUUCUUCAGAUCAUGGCCCAACAGACUGCCAACCUAACUCAACAACAGGAAAGACAGGCUAAUCCUCAGGUUACUUUCAAAAACUUUCAGUCUUUCAGUCCUCCAGAGUUUAAAGGUUCGGCAGACCCUAUUGAAGCUAGGGUAUGGUUGAAAGAAAUUGAGAAAGCGUUUGUAUUAGUAAAGGUAAGAGAAGAGCGAAAGACUGAGUUUGCUAGUUAUUAUCUGAAGGAUGAAGCUACUUAUUGGUGGGAAUCAGUUAGAGCAAUGGAAGAGACAGAGAAUGUCACAUGGGAUAGAUUUAAGGAGUUGUUUCUGGAGAAGUACUUUCCUCAGUUUCUCCAGGAUCGAAUGGAGUUACAGUUUUUAGAAUUAAAGCAGGGAGACAUGUCUGUAGGUGAAUAUGAAAGAAAGUUUGCUGAGUUGGCAAGGUUUGUUCCAACCUAUAUAGACACUGAUAGGAAAAGGGCUAAGAGAUUCCAACAGGGCUUGAAAGCAUGGAUCAGAGGAAAGCUGGCUAUAUUGUAA
This is a messenger RNA of Daucus carota subsp. sativus, 606 nucleotides long. RefSeq lists its product as uncharacterized. The record is from RefSeq and is a predicted model, not a curated record. Lineage: Eukaryota; Viridiplantae; Streptophyta; Magnoliopsida; Apiales; Apiaceae. Bases 1 to 606 code for a protein of 201 amino acids. The transcript has a single exon.